GAAGCGCAGCGCGAGCUGUCUGAAAUUGUAGUAACUAUCCGUGACAGACGAGGAAGUUACUGCUGCCAACUAACUGUAGAUAUUUUUUUCGCUCAUAGGUUUUAUAAUAUGUAUGUAUGUAUGUGUGUGUGAGAGAAAACUUUUGGUAGUUGGUUAUUAGUAUACUUUUGCCGACUAAGUUACAAAAAAGUACUUUUUUGUUUUUAGAUUUAAAUUUUGUUUAGAGUUGUGAGCUGUAGUAUUCACGUGACCAAAUCUAAACUUAUCAGCCGUAAUUACCACGUAAAUCUCAGUGUAAUUUAAUACCUCAAAUGUCUUCUUGCACUUACGAUAUCUAUGUAGUUUGUUAUAAUGACCGUGUUCAUAUAGUUUCUGUUUUAGUAAGGUCGUAUUUGCUGAAAUACGCCUCGAUGUGCGUGAAAUUGUGUGCUGCUGUUAUUAAUCGUAUGAUUAAUGUGGCACUCUCUUCCGGUUCCAGUUUUUUAGCUGUCGAUCUAUUUUUGUUGUGGUAAGGAUAUCUCCGUGGCCGGAAGAAAACACUAAUGGAUGAUUAUCUGCCUCUAUAUAAGGUUUUGUUUAGUGUCGUUUUUGCGUAGUUUUAUUCAUAGUGGAGUUUGACACGAAGAAUUGAAUCAAGAACCGCAUCUCUCUCUCGUACAGUAGUUGACAGCUAUCCCUCCGCUUAAUAAUUCUGGCAAAACAAAUCUGCGGGUUUCACUCGAAAAUAACACUGCAGAUGUUAUUUCCAUUCAGAGUGCAGUCUACUACGCCAGGCACCCACGCUGCUAGUACUUUGUGAAAAUAUCCCUUUAAUCUCCGCUCCACAGACCAGAUGCUUUGAGAAAAUUCAAAGUUAAGUUUCAAAUGCCCUUAGAUCAGGGCUAUUCAUUCACGGUCCUUAAUGAAGGCCGAAAUCCUGCUGAUUUUCCAGCCUUCCUUUACCUGUGAGCCAGGUGUGAAGCCUCUGUGCACAAUCAGACUCAGUAAUUCUUAAACUAACUACCAGGGAGAACCGAAAACAAGGCCUGGAUUUGCAAUCAAGGUCCAGAUUCGAAGAGCCCUGCCUUAGACGGACGCACAUGUUAAAUAGGGCCGUGCAAGAACUUUUCAAGGGCCGAGGGGUGUUCCACCAAGUGCAAUUUCUCAGCUAGGUUAACUUAAGCUUACUUUAGGUAAGGAGCAUUUCUAUUGUACUCAGGCGAGGGUUUGGGGUUUGACUCCCAGGGAGCUGUCACCAUUCCCUCUACGUUGCUCUGCAUAAAAACAUAGGAUUAAUGAAUAAUAUGCUUCUGCGCCAGUCCUGAUCAACUGAGCUUCAGUGGUCAAGUGUGUGGACCUAAAUAAAACACACAUCCCUAUUUGUCUCCUUCCAACACAGCUGAUUUAUGAACCCUCUCUCUGGGGACUCGUGUUUACUUUCUCCUUUAAAUACCACAUAUGUUUUUAUUUCUUCUCAAGUGUUUCCUGUUCUUUUCACACUGUUCUUUUCACACUAACAUUAAAUUUCUUAAUGUUAACUGCAGUCCCAUCGGUCCCUGGUGUCAUUUCAGUUUAGCAUCUGUCAGCUUGUAAUCCAUCCUUCCACCUCUGAUUGCUUAUCAAGCACAGGGUCGUGAUGCCGGUCUGCAGUCUAUUCCAGAGAAAGGGUGUGUGGCUUCAGCCUUAGAGAGCUUGGACAUUCGGGAGGAGCUCGAAGGAGAGCCGCUGCUCCUCUGCAUAGAAAGGAGCCAGCUGAGCUACCAGCGGUUUGGGUGGAACUCGACCUGGUUUUGCUGCUCGGGGAUGAUGCUGGUUUAGUCUCGCGCUUCGGGGAGGACGGGCAGGGCAGGAUGCUCCAUCCCCCUGCAGCUGACUUGGAGAAAGUACCGAUCGUGCGCCUUCCCUCUGCCUCUGCAAGGAUUCGACACCCUCCUGCGACAGGAAAGGGACUGCCUGCAUGUCAGAGAAAGGAAGAAAGUACCAUAAGUGCGUGUCUUUUUCCGAGCAAGAGAAUGAACGAAGGCGCAAAGAGGACAGCGGGGCAGUGGAGGCACGUUACAUGAAGUCAGUGAAAACGGCACGAGAGUCUUCAGGAUACUAUCAGUAUCAUAUUUCUGUGGGCUCCCCUAGGAUGAGCAUGGACCCCCCUACGCAGCGUCGUCUCACCGUGAUGCGGGAGAAAGGACGGCGGCAGGCGGUGCGAGGGCCUGCCUUCAUGUUCAACAACCGAGGGUCUAGCCUCACUUCAUGGGAGGAGCGCUUUCUGGAGGCGGCCGAGUACGGGAACAUUCCCGUGGUGCGCAAGAUGCUGGAGGAGACGCGGGCACCCAACGUGAACUGUGUGGACUACAUGGGCCAGAAUGCACUGCAGUUGGCGGUGGGCAAUGAGCACCUGGAGGUGACGGAGCUGCUGCUGAAGUGCGACAACUUGGCUCGCAUCGGUGACGCCCUCCUGUUGGCCAUCAGCAAGGGCUACGUCAGGAUCGUAGAGGCCAUCCUCAACCACCCGUCGUUCACCGCUGGUGAGCGCCUGACGCGCAGCCCCUGCGAGCUGCAAGACGACGACUUCUACUCGUAUGACGAGGACGGCACCCGUUUCUCGCCCGACAUCACGCCCGUCAUCCUUGCCGCCCAUUGCCAGAAGUACGAGGUGGUGCACAUGCUGCUGACCAAGGGGGCUCGUAUCGAGCGGCCGCACGACUACUUCUGCAAGUGCGCCGAGUGCGCCGAGAAGCAGCGCAAGGACUCCUUCAGCCACUCACGCUCCCGCAUCAACGCCUACCGCGGGCUGGCCAGCCCUGCCUACCUCUCCCUGUCAAGCGAGGAUCCCAUCCUAACUGCCCUGGAGCUCAGCAAUGAGCUCGCCAAGCUGGCCAACAUUGAGAAGGAAUUCAAGAAUGACUACCACAAGCUGUCCAUGCAGUGCAAGGACUUCGUGGUGGGGGUGCUGGACCUGUGCCGGGACACGGAGGAAGUGGAGGCCAUCCUGAACGGGGACGUGAGCGCGGAGCUAGAAGAGGGGCAGACGCACCGGGCCCUGCUGAGCCGUGUCAAGCUGGCCAUAAAGUAUGAGGUGAAGAAGUUUGUGGCCCACCCCAACUGCCAGCAGCAGCUGCUGUCCAUUUGGUACGAGAACCUGGCCGGCUUGCGGGAGCAGGCCAUUGCCAUCAAGUGCCUGGUGGUCCUGGUCGUGGCCCUAGGGCUGCCUCUACUUGCCGUCGGCUAUUGGUUUGCGCCAUGCAGCAGGCUGGGCAGCAUCCUCCGCAGCCCUUUCAUGAAAUUCGUGGCCCAUGCUGCCUCCUUCAUCAUCUUCCUGUGCCUGCUGGUGUUCAACGCCUCCGACCGCUUCGAGGGCAUCAGCACGCUGCCCAACAUCACCGUCACCGACUACCCCAAGCAGAUCUUCAGGGUGAAGACCACCCGCUUCAGCUGGACCGAGAUGCUCAUCAUAGUGUGGGUCGCAGGAAUGAUGUGGUCAGAGUGCAAGGAGCUGUGGAGCGAGGGGCCCAGGGAGUACAUCCUGCAGCUGUGGAACGUUCUGGACUUCGGCAUGCUCUCCAUCUUCAUCGCCGCCUUCACUGCACGGCUCUUCGCCUUCUUGCAGGCCAGCAGGGCCCAGCGUUACGUGAACGAGAAGGUUCACGCUGAUGAUCUCUCCCUAGUCACUCUGCCACCAGAUGUUGAGUACUUCACUUAUGCAAGGGACAAGUGGCUGCCCUCAGACCCCCAGCUGAUCUCGGAGGGGCUAUAUGCCAUCGCCGUAGUGCUCAGCUUCUCCCGCAUCGCCUACAUUCUGCCCGCCAACGAGAGCUUCGGCCCGCUACAGAUCUCCCUGGGCCGCACCGUCAAGGACAUCUUCAAGUUCAUGGUCCUCUUCAUCAUGGUCUUCCUGGCCUUCAUGUUCGGCAUGUUCAUCCUUUAUUCCUACUACCUGGGGGCCAAGGUCAACUCUGCCUUUACCACAGUUGAGGAGAGUUUCAAGACUCUCUUCUGGUCUAUUUUUGGGCUGUCCGAGGUGUCGUCAGUGGUGCUGAAGUAUGACCACAAGUUCAUAGAGAAUAUCGGCUAUGUCCUUUAUGGGAUAUAUAACGUCACCAUGGUGAUUGUUCUCCUGAAUAUGCUCAUUGCGAUGAUCAACAGUUCCUACCAAGAGAUAGAGGACGACGCAGACGUGGAGUGGAAAUUUGCCCGUUCUAAGCUAUGGCUGUCCUACUUCGACACGGGGAAGACACUGCCACCACCAUUCAGCAUUGUGCCCAGUCCAAAGACCCUCUUCCAGAGUAUCAGGAGGCUGACUGGCCUGCUCAGUCACCGCCGGCCCAGGAUGAGGCAGGAUGUGGAGCUGGGAAUGGACCACUCCAAAUCCAGGCUCAACCUCUUCAGUCGGACCCAGUCAAGCCUGCGCAUUGCUGAGUUGCACAGUUUUGGUGGAGUACCAAACCGGCCCACACGCUAUCAGCAAAUAAUGAAACGUCUGAUCAAGCGCUACGUACUGAAAGCACAAGUAGACAAAGAGAACGAUGAAGUAAACGAAGGUGAGUUAAAAGAAAUCAAGCAGGAUAUUUCCAGUCUUCGGUAUGAGCUCCUGGAGGAGAAGUCCCAGGCCACUGAAGAGCUUUCCCUACUGAUACAGAAGCUCAGUGACAAGCUCAGUGUCAACGUCAGGCGUUGUGAGUGACAGCGACAAGGACAUCUACCAAGACUUCACCUAUAAUGAGGGAACUAGAUCAAAUACAUCUCAUUUCUUCCACUGUCCCAGCACAAAUGAUGUUGAUAUUCUAGUGAAACUGGCGAUCCAAAAAUACUUACCGUUCUUUAAAAAAAAUAAGAUUAAAUAUAACCUCAUUCUUGUACUGCUAUGGCUGUACGAGUUACUUUGCUGUGUUUAAACAUUUUUAACAUGCAUCCAUCAACAUUUUUACUAGCCUAUUGUGAAUGAACAUAAGCCACAUUUGUUCUUUUCUUUCACGGCGUGUUUGUUCAUGUUGAACAAACGCACUGCUAGCCAAUUUUCAGUUCCCAUACUCACUGUGGAACGUUUGAUGGCUUUGCGAUAGUUUGUGCAUGGUUAAAAAUCCUUCUGAUGUUAACAGCACAAAUGACAGCAAUAACAGUUACAUUUUGAGACUGACUGCUGAUGGUUUUAAUUUAUUUAAAAUGUUUAACUGGUCAGCAUAAGACAUAUUUCAGUCAUUUUAUCUUUGAUUUAUGAACACUUUCCUUUAUAGGGUUAUGCAAGACUACAGACUAUCUUGAACAUUGUUCAGACAUUGUGUUAAUAAAAAAAAAAAAUUUUUGUUA
Paramormyrops kingsleyae is the source of this 5280-nucleotide messenger RNA. RefSeq names its product transient receptor potential cation channel, subfamily C, member 3 (gene trpc3). The record is from RefSeq and is a predicted model, not a curated record. Gene Ontology annotation, molecular function: store-operated calcium channel activity; inositol 1,4,5 trisphosphate binding; protein binding. Lineage: Eukaryota; Metazoa; Chordata; Actinopteri; Osteoglossiformes; Mormyridae. Gene Ontology annotation, biological process: single fertilization; calcium ion transmembrane transport; regulation of cytosolic calcium ion concentration. Gene Ontology annotation, cellular component: plasma membrane; cation channel complex.